GACCGGAUGCCCCUAAUAAUGGCCGCCCGUUUUGUCUCCUUCUUUACCACCGAGAUCGUCUCGUUCCCACCUCCCACCACCCCUCCUCUCUGCCUCCGCGCGGAGAAUCCCUAUCGAUCCUCCCCGUGCGUGCGUGCGUGCGUCUUCCGCGAGAGAGAAGAGGCGAGUGGAGAAGGGAAGAGUCGAGGAGGAGGAGGACAUGGCGGCGGCGGUGCGGGUGGAGAAGGCGACGAGCGACCUGCUGCUGGGGCCCGACUGGACCCUCAACAUCGACAUCUGCGACGACGCCAACUCCGAUCACGGGCAAGCGAAAGAGGUGAUUAAAACUUUGAAGAAGCGUCUUCAACACAAGAAUUCAUCGGUUCAAUUUCUUGCGUUGACGCUGUUGGAGACUCUGGUGAAAAAUUGUGGGGAUCAUGUGCAUUUUCUGGUUGUAGAGCGCGGUAUAUUGCCGGAAAUGAUCAAAGUUGCAAAGAAAAAGGCAAAUGUGCAAGUGAGGGACAAAAUUUUGACACUCCUUGAUUCCUGGCAAGAAGCAUUUGGUGGGCCUGGUGGCAAGCACCCUCAAUUCUACUGGGCAUAUUCUGAACUUAAGCAAUCUGGUUUGGAAUUUCCUAGGCGCUCACCUGAAGCAGCAACAAUAUUCGCUCCUCACCUUCAACCAGGGAUCGGAAUGCCAGUCAGUUCAUCCUUGAGAGCUGAUGAGAUGAUUUCAUCUAGUGGCUCUCCUCUGAGUUUGUCAGACUUGCAACGCAUUUUAAGUGCCGCGGAGCUACUAAGUGAGAUGCUGAGAGAAGUCAAUCCAAAUGAUCAUGAGGCUGUGAAUGAUGAAAUUAUUGCAGAACUUGUGAACCAAUGCCGGUCAUACCAGAAAAAGAUCAUGAGCUUGGUAAGUUCAGUGAGUGAUGAAGACCUCUUGAGCCAAAGUCUUGACUUAAACGACAGAUUGCAAAUUCUGCUUUCCAAACAUGAUGCAAUUGCAUCAGGUUCCCCUCUACCGGCUGAAGAAACAGAUGUGUUGAGUGAAUUGCCCAGAGGGAUCACUACAACUCCUGCAGUAACAGUUGUUCCCGAAACUGCCAUUGUACCAACUUUUGUCUUGGCUGAUGAAGAGGAAGAGGAGGAAGAUGAUGAGUUCUCUCAGCUAGCUCGCAGGAAUUCAAGAUUCAGGGCAGCAAAUGAGAAGAGUGCCUCUUCAGGGGUAGGCGCAUCAUCGUCGUCCAUGCAGGACGGAACAGCAAGUUCAGCAGCUCCUGUGACCACUUCAGCACCACCAUCUACUUCAAGCAGUGCACUAUCAUUGCCUGAACACCUAGCUCCGAUAAGGACUUCUCCAGAAGAGAAGAUUAUGAGUGACCUUCUUGCACUCACCAUAGUGUCAAGCCCAUCACCUGAACCUGCCUUGCAUCAUGGUGGUUCCCCAACAAGUUAUCAUCCACAGCCUCGUUACGUAGACCCAGAACACACAGCUGCGGCACAAAAUAGUUACGUCGCUCCUUGGGCUCAGCAUCAAUCUCAAACUGGACCCAUUAAGCAUCAGCAUCAGCAACAGCAACCACCACCACAAUCACAAUUUUCUUACAACCCAUCUCCUUACCCGCCACCACCAUGGGACCCGCAGGACAACACUGAGUCAAACCCUUUCGUGGCAUCUUCAUCGCAGCAUCUUUCCACUUCCAGCUCGCCUCUUAAAGUACCAUCCAACAUGAGGCCUCUACAGCAAUCACAAUCUUUUGGCGUACCGCUUCGCAGUGCUGUGUUAAAUUCCCCAACAAACAAGAACCUGAAGCAACCGAUGUCUGCAGGGUCUCGAAGACCAUCUUAUGUUCCUUCCAACAAGUUCUUCGAUGAUCUGCUUGACAGAAAUGCGGACGGUACUCUGAAAACGGGCAGCACGGUGAUUGGAGGCACGUCCAGCCCAUACAAACCGUAGCGAUGCCGGUGGAAUCAGUUUAUGAGAGAACAUCUGCCUGUGGUACGUCCAGUUCAUACGAGCCAAUAAAUCACAGCGAUACCAGUGGAAUCAAAAUAUGAAAGGCUUGCAUUGUUUUGUCUUGAUGACUGCUACGAUUCCAUUUGGUGCGCAAACUUUGUUAACUUGAUUGGUUUGAUUGAUGCUUCUGGGAAACAUAAGUAAUUUAUGCGAAAACAGAGCAUGUGAAGUCAUCAAUCUCUUUUGUUGUGGAAUUAAAAUUGAUUGUGCACUUCAAAUAAGAUGCCAUUGACAGGUUGAUGCUA
Messenger RNA from Hordeum vulgare subsp. vulgare (domesticated barley), 2238 nucleotides. RefSeq names its product TOM1-like protein 6. Gene Ontology annotation, molecular function: phosphatidylinositol binding; ubiquitin binding. The coding region runs from base 200 to 1933 and encodes 577 amino acids. Lineage: Eukaryota; Viridiplantae; Streptophyta; Magnoliopsida; Poales; Poaceae. The transcript is spliced from 9 exons. Gene Ontology annotation, biological process: protein transport to vacuole involved in ubiquitin-dependent protein catabolic process via the multivesicular body sorting pathway. The record is from RefSeq and is a predicted model, not a curated record.